CAGCAGGCUGCCAAGGAUCCAGCGUCGCCUUUCAGCUCACAGAGGGACUCGAUGGGGAUGGCCUGUCCUUACUGCCAGGCAAAAGGACGGAGACCGCAAAUCCAUGGAACGGUGCGGAACAAGAGGGGAAACGGAAAGCCUCCAUGGAAGCUGAUGCAAGCAGCAUUCUAUCAAAGCGCAGCCUUGCCGAAAGCCAGGGGAGGAGCACAGAGUGUGGCCCAGCACCCAAGAGAGUGGCGACCAGCUCGGAUGUGCCGGAGGACAUCACGGGCAUUCAGGGUUUGCUCUCUUGGAUCAGUGAUGUGUCAAGAGCUGCUGAGGUGCCUCACAAGAAGCCGAGAAGCCCUGCCCCAGGAUGCUUCAUCGCUGAGCUCCCUGACAACCCCUGGGAAAGCACAGAGCUCAGCACGGAGGCACAGGCUGCCAGCGGGACCCACAGCGACCCCUUCUGGGGGCUUCCACCAUCCCCUGGGUUCCUGUCUGAGCUGCAGUGUGAGAUGACACGGCUGUGCCCUGUCGUGCCACCAGCGAGUGCCCGGCUCAGUCCGCUGCCAACCACGCUGGCUGUCACCACACCUCCCUCAGCCCAACCCGCACAGCUCAUUGAGGAGGUGCAGCCAAAGCAGCCCCAGGUUCUUCAUGCUCCCUUUCCACCGUCACUGGGCUCUACUAUCUGCCGGGUGGCAGAUAAGAAAAAGAGGGGCAGCACCAAGCGGGCCAAGCGCCCUGCGCCUGCUGACAUGGCCCAGAAAGGGGAGAGUUCCCAGCAGGAGCAGCCCACCAGCAGCGCUCCAGCCAAGAAAAGGAAGCUGCUGCCAAGCAAGGAAGGAAAAGAAAGAAAAGGCUGCAAACGCCCACAUCAAGUGAAGCAGCCUGGGGCCAACACAGGAGCCAGCAGCAGCGGGCAAAAGGGCACUGCCAGCGAGCUGCACGUGCACCUGUGUGAAUCCAUCCAGGCCGUGCACCCGCUGGGGCAGAGAGUGACUGCGGUGGGGCCGGUGCGCCAGCCACUCUCUGUGCAGCCCCAACCCACACCCAGCGCCAGCCCUGCUGCCCUCCAGCCCCAAGGCAGAGGCUCAGCCAAGGCAGUGCCGGCACCUCCAGGCAGCACGGCGCGGAAGGAGAACGCUGCCAAGAAGACAGUGCAGAGCUGCCUGCGCCCAUCACCAUGGAGGAGCUCCGUGCUGUGCAGGGACCCACUGCCACAGCUGCACCAGCAGCAGCCUCGGCCACAGCGCCCCAUGGACUUUGUGCCCUGCGUGGGGCCCCGGGCAGGUGGCCGUGCGCUACCCAGAGUGCUGGAGGAAUCGCUGCCCAUCACAGCCGAGCAGCGGCUCGAGCGGGAGCGCAUGAAGAGGCUGGCCCAGGAGGAGCGGCAGCGGGCGGCCCAGCAGAUGAAGAUCGGCCCCGUGCAGUUCCUGGUGCAGCGGGAGAUAGAAAUGGCCAUAGCUGACAUGUACGGCUACCUCGGCAGCGCCGCCGGCUCCGAUUGGCUGAGCCUCCGCACGUGCGAGCGGCCGUUGACAGUCGUCAUUGGGCUGAAGCCGCUGCCGCAGCCCGGGCCGCCCUUCACGGCAGCGCCGCUGCAGCCGGGACUGUCCGAAGUCCAGGUGCUGUUUAAUAAUGACUUUGGAGAAGGUUUCAGCAUCCAGUCUCCUGCUCAGGAAGAAAGAAGGAGGUUUCUGGAGGACUUCCUGACGAGUGGAGCUGCUGCUGAACCUCCCCUUCCAAGAAGGCAGCAGGUCCUGAUGAUGGUCCAGGCAUCAAACAGCCUAGAGCUCGUGGCUGGGGAGAGGCUGCCUACGACUUCUUCCUGCUUGGGGUGCAAGGCCGAGAAGGCGUGGUUCUGGAAACGCCACAGCCCCACCAAAAACCGUGCCCCCGCUUACACCUUUAGAGGGACCAAACGGCCUGCGGCAGGGAGCUGCGGGCCAGGUCCCUGCUACUUUGUGGAGCCGGCCAUCACCAGGAAUGGCAAGUACGUGGUUCCAGGCGCCCACCUCCAAGGACGACCCACCACCAAGACCACCGUCACCCCCGGACCGAGUGACUACCGCACCGAAGCAGCCAACAGGCACGUCUUCAAGUGCCCACCGGUGCAGUCCAUGGCCUUCCGGCGGGAGCCCCUCCGCACAGACCGCCCUCCAGGUCCUGGCACUUACACACUGCCCAGGCUGAUGGGGCCCAACACAGCCUACACAUCGGCCAGCCCCUGCUACUCCAUCAGGGGAAGGAGCCAGCGCGGUCGCUUUGACGAGGACCUUGCCAAGACUCCAGGUCCUGCGGCGCUCCCCAGAGUGGCCGUGGAUGUGUACAAGAAAAGGGCGCCCGCAUACACCAUGGCAGCCCGACCAAAACAUGGAGAGGGCAAAGCAGUGAAGCCCGGGCCGGCAGACUACAACGUAGGCCAGGUGACGCUGAUCAAGCCCCAGGCGCCUGCCUCCACUUUUGGGAUCCGGCAUUCCCUCUACACAACCCCCCUCAUUGUGGAAUAAGACAGCACAGUCUGGAAGGCUGUGGUUGCUUUCCUGGAAUGGGAGGGGAGGGAGAAGGGAGAGUAGCCAACAUCCAGUUUCCUUCUGAUUCCAUUUCCCUUCAUCCAGUUGGGCUUUUGCCCGUUAUACUAUUAGAUGUUAGUGUUAGGAGUAAGUCAUUAAUAAAUUAAUUAAAAACCUUA
Molecule: messenger RNA, 2677 nt
Organism: Coturnix japonica (Japanese quail)
Lineage: Eukaryota; Metazoa; Chordata; Aves; Galliformes; Phasianidae
Source: RefSeq, a predicted model, not a curated record